Molecule: messenger RNA, 1465 nt
Organism: Pollicipes pollicipes
Lineage: Eukaryota; Metazoa; Arthropoda; Thecostraca; Pollicipedomorpha; Pollicipedidae
Product: thioredoxin, mitochondrial
Exons: 3
Coding region: 105-545 (146 amino acids)
Biological process (GO): cell redox homeostasis
Cellular component (GO): mitochondrion
Molecular function (GO): protein-disulfide reductase activity
Source: RefSeq, a predicted model, not a curated record
GAAAAUUGCGAAUUGUUAAGAAGAGUACUGCGAGUUAUUCGCGCGGGAGCAGGCGCUGUGUGAGGUCGUUGAACACUUCUGUUGCGUAACUCCUUGCUUUUAAUAUGAUACUGCUGGGUUCGAAAGCCUCACAGCUGGUCCAGUGCGCUUUGCGACUGUCCCGUCCAAGCAUGCUUGGUUCAGCAGUGAGCAAAUUCCACGGGUCAAGCUGCAGGCAAGAUAUCUUCAACAUUCAGGACAAGGAUGACUUCGAAGAGCGUGUACUCAAGAGCGGCAAGCCAGUUCUAAUUGAUUUCCAUGCAAAGUGGUGUAAUCCUUGCAAGCAGCUGACCCCGAGGCUGGAGGAGGCCCUGCAGCAGUUCAAAGAUGAUGUUCACCUGGCAAAGGUGGACAUUGAUGACAAUGAUGAUCUGGCAAUGGAUUAUCAGGUGAGCGCCGUGCCUGUGGUAUUCGCCAUCAAGGGUGGCAAGGUGGCCGACAAGUUCAUCGGCCUUCAGGACUCCGACCGGAUCACCUCCUUCAUCCGCGGGCUGGUCGACAAGUAACUGGCGUCGCCCGCCUGACGUCAUACGUGACGUCACCGUGACGUCACCGCGGCGGCGUGUGAGAUGCGGGUACCCGGGUGGCAUUGGUAGGACGGCUGGCUGAGGGACGCCGACGCUGCCGUUCUCGGCGAUCUGGAUGCCGAUGCCUGACUGAGUGAGACGAUGUACUCUGCGGGGAGCGUGUGUUGCCGGCGUCCCUCGUCACGUCGCGAAGCGAGGGCGCGUGUAGGCUGCGGGUGAUUGGUAGAAGUGACGGAAUGACGGAGUGACGCGUCACGGACGGCGGCGGGGCGUGUCACGUGGUGCGCACGGCGGCGUCACGUCGGCGGGGGGACUUUACACAGUUGACGUGGUAGUCCCCGGUUGACCACGCGAUGCGGUGGCCUGGCCGGCCCGCGCAUGCGCUGGUGGACGGCGUGCUGUCGUCGAGCCGCCGCCGCCGUCUGGCGAACGUCUCCCACUCAGGACCACGGACGAGCUUGGCGCGGCCGCGGCUCUGGCUUUGGUCGUGCUCCGGCGCGGGCCGCCCCGCGGCUUUGGCUGCCUGCUGGUGCGCUGCGAGUGUCGGGGCUGGACGGAGCGGCGGGCGGGUCUCGCUCGCGCACUCUCUGGGCCUCCCGGGCCGUGUCGCCGCGGCGGGACGUGCGGUGCGCCGCGGUGCCGCCUGUUCUGGCCCCCGAUGCUUCGACGGCCGAUCGCAGGCUAGAGCAGAGCCGAGCGGUGGUGGAUACCUGCAUGUUGAUGUGGCCGGCUGUUGCGUAUGUGUUAACGUGCGAGGAUGCUGUGUCCGGUGUGGUGAUCGUCCUUUUGGGGAUAAUAUGACCGGCGAGGACACUCCGGCCUGGUGCUCGUGUUAUCAACUGCCGGCAGGUGCCGAGUGAGGUGGCACUGGGCGGUCGUCUGAGCUGUACUGAAGUGGG